This is a messenger RNA of Betta splendens (Siamese fighting fish), 1095 nucleotides long. RefSeq names its product UDP-glucuronosyltransferase 2B31. NCBI's taxonomy places the organism in Eukaryota, Metazoa, Chordata, Actinopteri, Anabantiformes, Osphronemidae. The transcript has a single exon. The record is from RefSeq and is a predicted model, not a curated record. Bases 355 to 1095 code for a protein of 246 amino acids. Gene Ontology annotation, molecular function: UDP-glycosyltransferase activity.
CAGACAUGCUCUUUCAACUUCCUCAUAUUCUGUAACCACGUCUCAGGCUUUUGAGAUGAGAUUUGUCUACUUUACUUUUUGUUUUACACUAUUGCUCUGCAGCAGAAACUUUCAAGCCUCAAUCCUUAAGCCUGUUUCUAGCUUGUGGACUUUUACUACAGGCCAAACAUUGUUCUUUUCUUAAAAUUGACUGGCAUUUACAUUACAUUUGAACUUUAACCACAUGGUUAAGGUGUGUCAUGCUACACUAACCGGAACUAAAAGUCAUAGUUAAACCUUGUUAAAAGGUUAGUAAUUGUUUUUUAGGAACUCAUACUACAAAGGAUCAAGAAACUGCUGUCAUUCUAUCCAACCAUGGAGGUGAGGCAGCGUCUCUCUGCGUGUGCUCUGCUGCUUCUUUGUAUGACACUGAGUACAAAUGGAGGAAACAUCUUGGUGUGGUACACUGAAGGCAGCCACUGGAUCAACAUGAAGCCUGUGCUGGACACACUGGUCGACAGAGGACACCAGGUGACGGUGCUGGUCCCCAGCGUCUCAAUGUACAUGAAAACCAAUGAAACCUCUCGCUUGCGCUACGAACCCUUCGAUGUGUCCUUCACAAUGGAUGAUAUGCAGGAGAUUUUGCAAAAGUUACUUCACUUCACUAUAUAUGAGGUGGAUCAAAUGUAUUCCGUGCAAAUGUUCAUUACAUUGAUAGAUUUGUUGAACAGAAACCUGGUUAUGUAUCUGGAAUACUUGGACGGCGUGUUAAAAUCAGAAACCAUCAACAAGUUGAAAGAUGGGAAGUAUGACCUCCUUCUGGCCGACCCCAUGUACCCUGGCAGCGAUUUGACAGCAGAGAUUUUGGGAAUUCCUCUGGUUUUCUCCCUGCGACUUACUGUUGGGAAUAACUGGGAGAGGCACUGUGGUCAGCUACCUGUUCCACCUUCCUACGUCCCUGCUCCUUUGAGCCAUUUGACAGACAGCAUGAGCUUCUUUGAGAGACUGAAGAACUUUCUCUUAUACGCAGUGCAGGACAUCAUGUUAGCAUAUUAUUAUUGGCCAAAAGUAGACAAGUAUUACUCUGAAGUCAAAGGUGAGUCAAACCGGCAGUAA